AUGGACCUGACCAAGAUCGAGAGCUGGAGUGACGCGGACUUUGCAGCAGACAAGUCGGACCGCAAGUUGGUCUCAGGAUGCGUGUUGACGAUGGAUAGAGCAGUGGUGUCGUGGGCGUGCAAGAAGAAGACUAGCGUCUCUGUGAGCACCAUGGAAGCUGAGUAUUUAUUCAUCUCGGCGUCGCAGGCAGGACUUGAGCUAUUAGGGCUGAUGGAACUUUUUGGUGAGCUGUACAUAAAGGUAGGUGAGUCCAUGCCGAUGUGGAUGGACAACAAAGCUGCCAUUAAGUUAAUAAACAGCAAAAAGAGUACUUCAGGCGCGAAUCACGUUAACUUUCGUUUCAAGUUCAUCUGCCACUACGCUUAA
Peronospora matthiolae is the source of this 366-nucleotide messenger RNA. NCBI's taxonomy places the organism in Eukaryota, Oomycota, Peronosporomycetes, Peronosporales, Peronosporaceae. The record is from the annotation of a GenBank genome assembly.